AUGAAGUUCGUUCUGCUGCUUUCCCUCAUUGGGUUCUGCUGGGCUCAAUAUGACCCACACACUACAGAUGGGAGGACUGCUAUUGUCCACCUGUUCGAGUGGCGUUGGGUUGAUAUUGCCAAGGAAUGUGAGCGAUACUUAGCUCCUAAGGGAUUUGGAGGGGUGCAGGUUUCUCCACCCAAUGAAAAUAUUAUAAUUAAUAACCCAUCCAGGCCUUGGUGGGAAAGAUAUCAACCCAUUAGCUACAAAAUUUGCUCAAGGUCUGGAAAUGAAAAUGAAUUCAAAGACAUGGUGACGAGGUGCAACAAUGUUGGUGUCAGGAUUUAUGUGGAUGCUGUCAUUAAUCACAUGUGCGGUGAAGGCAAUGGUGCAGGAACAACCAGUACCUGUGGAAGUUACUACAAUGCUAAUAACAGGGAAUUCCCAUCAGUUCCCUACUCUGCUUGGGAUUUUAACGAUAAUAAAUGUAAUAGAAAUAUUAAAAACUACAAUGAUGCCUAUGAGGUCAGAAACUGUCGUUUGUCUGGCCUUCUGGAUCUUGCACUGGAAAAAGAUUAUGUUCGUACCAAGGUGGCUGAGUAUAUGAACCGUCUCAUUGACAUUGGUGUAGCAGGGUUCAGACUUGAUGCUUCUAAACACAUGGCCUGGAGACAUAAAGGCAGUUUUGGACAAACUUCAUAA
Rattus rattus (black rat) is the source of this 681-nucleotide messenger RNA. RefSeq names its product pancreatic alpha-amylase-like. The transcript is spliced from 4 exons. Gene Ontology annotation, molecular function: cation binding; alpha-amylase activity. Lineage: Eukaryota; Metazoa; Chordata; Mammalia; Rodentia; Muridae. Gene Ontology annotation, biological process: carbohydrate metabolic process. The record is from RefSeq and is a predicted model, not a curated record. Bases 1 to 681 code for a protein of 226 amino acids.